Messenger RNA from Colletotrichum orchidophilum, 1425 nucleotides. Its product is annotated as glycosyl hydrolase family 26. The transcript is spliced from 4 exons. NCBI's taxonomy places the organism in Eukaryota, Fungi, Ascomycota, Sordariomycetes, Glomerellales, Glomerellaceae. Bases 1 to 1425 code for a protein of 474 amino acids. Gene Ontology annotation, molecular function: mannan endo-1,4-beta-mannosidase activity; carbohydrate binding. The record is from RefSeq and is a predicted model, not a curated record. Gene Ontology annotation, biological process: substituted mannan metabolic process.
AUGGCGAGAUCAAUGGCACUCUCGCUCUUUGCUAUCUUUGCGUUUGCCGCUGUCGUGUAUUCGCAGAACUGCAUCGGCAGCACCGGAGCCAAGGUCUACGAGGCGGAAAAUGGAGUUCUCAAUGGAACGACUGUCGCGACAGAGCAGGCUGGUUUCACGGGGACUGGGUACGUAACCGGCUUCGAAGACGCCACCGACAAGGUCACCAUCAACCUCGACUGCCAGGGCGAAGGUCAGAAGCUGUUCGAUCUCAGCAUUAGAUACGCCGGAAUCUACGGCGAGAAGCGCACGAACGUCAUUCUCAACGGCGGUGCCGCCAGUGAGGUUCUCCUGUCCGCCACCGAGACCUGGACCAAUGUCUCCGCCGGCCAGGUGCUGCUCAACGAGGGCAGCAACACGCUCGACAUCGUAACUCACUGGGGAUGGUACUUCAUCGAUUCCAUCACCCUCGCGCCCACCGAGGCCCGUGGACCUCACAACGUCAACACGGCCCUCGUAAAUUCAAAGGCCAACGCUGACGCCAACGCAUUAUACACCUACCUACGCUCCAUCUACGGCAAGAACAUCCUCUCCGGCCAGCAGGAACUCAACUACGCGAACUGGGUCAACGAGAUCAUCGGCAAGUCUCCCGCUCUCGUCAGCGUCGACCUGAUGGACUACUCUCCCAGCCGCGUCGAGCGCGGAACCAUCGGCACCGCCGUCGAGGAGGCCAUCACCCACCACGAGCGCGGCGGUAUCGUUUCCGUUCUUUGGCACUGGAACGCGCCCACGGGUCUCUACGACACGGAGGAGAACAAAUGGUGGAGCGGCUUCUACACCCGCGCCACCGACUUUGAUGUCUCAACAGCCCUCGCGGACACCACCAACGCAAACUACACCCUUAUCAUCCGCGAUAUCGACGCCAUUGCCGUCCAACUCAAGAAGCUUCAGGAUGCCGGUGUUCCUGUGCUCUGGCGCCCGCUUCACGAGGCCGAGGGUGCCUGGUUCUGGUGGGGAGCCAAGGGUCCCGAGGCUUGCAAAAAGCUUUGGGCUUUGGUGUAUGACCGUCUCACUGACCAUCACGAGCUGAACAACCUUGUCUGGAUCUGGAAUUCGGUGGCGGCUGACUGGUACCCCGGUGAUGAUACCGUCGAUGUCCUCAGCACGGAUGUCUACGCUCAAGGCCACGGCCCCAUGACAACGCAAUACAACGACCUCAUCACGCUUGGUAAAGAUAAAAAGCUAAUUGCGGCUGCCGAGGUCGGCAGCGCUCCCUUCCCUGAUCUCCUCCAGGCGUACGAGACCCACUGGCUUUACUUCUGCGUAUGGAGCGACGGCUUCAUCAACAACAGCGAGUGGAACAGUGUCGAUGACCUGAAGAAGAUUUACGACAGCGAGUACGUGCUCACUCUCGACGAGAUCCAGGGAUGGAGAGUUUCAGGCUGA